AUGAAAGAACAAAAAUGGAUUCAUGAAGGUUUGAUUACUGAAUCACUUCCUAAUGGUAUGUUCUGGGUUCGUUUAGAUAAUGAAGAUCUGAUUCUAGGUUAUGUUUCGGGAAGGAUACGACGUAGUUCUAUACGAAUCCUACCGGGAGAUAGAGUUAAGAUUGAAGUAAGCCGUUAUGAUUCAACCAGAGGUCGUAUAAUUUAUAGACUCCGCAACAAAGAUUCAAACGAUUAAGCCGUUUUUCAACAUUCCUUAUUCCUUUCUACAAAAAUAGAAUUCAAGGUUCAAAAUAUCACGAAACUUAUUUUCUUCCAAAAAAUAGAUUCAAAAUUAAAACUAAAGAAUAACAAA
Molecule: messenger RNA, 351 nt
Organism: Amaranthus tricolor (Joseph's coat)
Lineage: Eukaryota; Viridiplantae; Streptophyta; Magnoliopsida; Caryophyllales; Amaranthaceae
Product: translation initiation factor IF-1, chloroplastic
Exons: 1
Coding region: 1-234 (77 amino acids)
Biological process (GO): translational initiation
Cellular component (GO): cytosol
Molecular function (GO): translation initiation factor activity; ribosome binding; RNA binding
Source: RefSeq, a predicted model, not a curated record